Messenger RNA from Saccostrea cuccullata (small rock oyster), 1349 nucleotides. Its product is annotated as putative nuclease HARBI1. The transcript is spliced from 4 exons. The record is from RefSeq and is a predicted model, not a curated record. The coding region runs from base 1 to 1050 and encodes 349 amino acids. NCBI's taxonomy places the organism in Eukaryota, Metazoa, Mollusca, Bivalvia, Ostreida, Ostreidae.
AUGGCAGCCGUACACAGACGAAUAAGGCGUUAUAGACGCUAUCGCAGGGCACUGCCAGCCCCUCGGGUGUUCCGUGACAGAAUGGAUCCCCUCGCCUUGGAUGAUAAUGAAUUAUUUGAGAGGUACCGGUUCCGAAGGGCAUCAAUUCUCUUCAUUCAUGACGAAAUUAGAGGAAAUUUGGAACGGAAUACACACCGGAACAUGGCACUCUCGCCAAUUCUCUCUAUCUUACUUUGCUUACGAUUUCUGGCCACCGGGGCAACACAUCUUCUUAUAGGAGACAGUCUAAAUAUUUCAAGAAAUGCUGCAGGGAGGGAAAUUCGGGCUGUAACCUCUUUGAUCAUCCGUGUUUUCUUAAGAUUCAUCGCCUUUCCCGUUGGAGAAGUUGCCUACAGAGUAAUGGAGGGUUUUAGACGAAUUGCAGGUUUCCCCCAAGUACUCGGAUGCGUGGACGGCACUUUUAUCAAAAUUACGAUGCCAUCUGAAAACGAGGUGGACUAUGUAAAUAGAAAGGGGUACCAUUCAUUGAAUGUGCAGAUGGUAUGCGACCCCAAUUUUCGAAUUACAUCACUAUGUGCAAGAUGGCCUGGGUCAACACACGACAGUAGGGUAUGGAGAUCAUCCGCGCUAUGCCAUCAAUUCGAGAGAGGAAUACACAGUGGACUUUUACUUGGAGAUUCUGGAUACCCCUGCACUCAUUACCUCAUGACUCCUUAUAAUGUACCUUCAAACCGAGCCCAGGAAAACUUCAACAGCUCGUUGUGCCGUACCCGUGUUCUCAUAGAACAAACCUAUGGUGUUUUAAAGAAGCGGUUUCAGUGCCUUCAUUACGGUCUGAGAUGUUCACCCGAACAAGCUGUUGAUUAUAUCACUGCUUGUGUCUUACUACACAACAUAGGGAUAGAAAAAUCGGAUAUUUUCAUCAGCAGUAAUUGCGCAGAUUAUGAUUUUCAGGAAUGCAUCAAUCAUGCCAUGAAUGUAGAUCGAAUUCCGCCUAGUAACGAUGGUUGUAGGAAGAGAGAUGAAAUUGCAGAUUUGUUUUUCUCUUGAGUUAUUUUGCUAUAUUCAAUUCACAAUUUCUGUUCAUUUAAUCACACGAAUACAAUUGAAGCAUAAUUUACCCAUGCAAUCCGGCAGUCUUUACGGGAAAAUAUACAGGCAAUAUUAAUAUGCAUUUGUCGAAUCUAGGUAGAAAUGAAAAUUAGUGGUCAGAGAUGUCAUAAAUUUUAUUACCAUUUCAUACAACUCGAAUGAUAUAACGCUCGAUCAGCUUUAUCCUUCUUACUUUCAACUCGUAUAAUACACAUUCAUUUAUCUACAAAAUAUGUGUAUUCCUAUACAAUAUUUUC